CAUCUCCCACACCAGCUCUGCUUCUGUUCACUCCUGCAGCUCAACAGAGAAACAAGCAAAAUGCCUGCUGACCUCAACGGCACGUGGGACAUCAUCAGCAAUGAGAAUUUUGAUGCUUACAUGGUUGCACUUGGCAUUGAUUUCGCAACACGCAAGGUUGCCUCUAUGCUGAAACCUCGGAAGGUGAUUAAGCAAGAUGGAGACAAUUUCCAUUUCCAAACCAUCACCACUUUAAAAACCUACGAGUGUUCGUUCAAAAUUGGAGAGGAGUUCGAGGAGGUGACAAAAGGAAUGGAUAACCGGUUGUGUCAGAGUGUGGUGAACUGGGAUAAUGAUAAGCUGGUGUGUGUUCAGAAAGGAGAAAAGAAAAACAGAGGCUGGACUCACUGGGUUCAGGGAAAUGAGCUCCAUCUGGAACUCAAAUGUGAAGGUAAAGUCUGCAAGCAAGUGUUUAAGAGGAUCCAGUGAUGUUGCUUUUUCAAACGCAUUUAAUCCUCCCAUGAGCUGAGAUGUUCUGUUGCUCCAGCUGUCAUCCCUAAUAAAAAGUUAAAUCUC
Messenger RNA from Nothobranchius furzeri (turquoise killifish), 555 nucleotides. RefSeq names its product retinol binding protein 7b, cellular (gene rbp7b). Gene Ontology annotation, cellular component: cytosol; nucleus. Lineage: Eukaryota; Metazoa; Chordata; Actinopteri; Cyprinodontiformes; Nothobranchiidae. Gene Ontology annotation, biological process: fatty acid transport. The record is from RefSeq and is a predicted model, not a curated record. Gene Ontology annotation, molecular function: fatty acid binding.